AAGACAUGCACAGGAACUCUGUGGAAGAAAUAGAUGCAAUUAUUCAGAAUACAGUCCUGAAGAAUAAAACUAUCCUUUGACUAGAAAUCAUAUGCUUGACUAAAAAGCAACAGGGUUGUAAGAAAUGGAAUGCCUGACUAAGGAACAGGAUGUUACUUGGCAGAGGGAAGUAUGAGACAUCCCUGAAAUACAAUGAGGCAGGGAACAACUGGAUAGACAGCAGUUCAGAAAAGAAGGAUCAAGGUGCUGAAGUGGACCACAAGUGAAUGUUGGCAAAGCUGCUAGUACAAAAAAAAAAAAAAACAACAAAAAAACAAAAAAAACAAACAAACAAACAAACAAAAAACCAAAAAAGCAAAUGUGCCUGAGGUAUAAAAACCAGAUAACCGAUAAGGCUCAAAACUCUGCAGAUUACAUCUCUCUGAUGAAAAGCAACAAGCUUCAAGAAUUUGAGACAACCCAGAGGCAACCAAGGAAAAGAAUUUCAUAAUAGGUACAUUAUAUUUAAUCUAAAAAAAAAAAAAAAAAAGAGAGAGAGAGAGAGAGAAAGAGACAGAAGACCUCCUUUACUUUAGUAGAAGUGCUAUAAACCGGAAAAACCCUCACCAUGAAUGCUCUGGAAGGAAUGCACAACAACUUUAAACAAAACUUUCUUAUGGCUACAUCAGAAGAUGUAGCCAGGCAGCUUUUGGCAUACUCUGAAUGAGGCCAGUCAUAUGGGGACCCGCUACAGAAACAUAGUCAACCCCUGGUCUCCCUUCAUGCUUUAUGUGAUUUUUCGGCAGUGAAGAGUUUGCUCUGUGAGCCGUAGCCUCCCUUGACGCGGUUCCCGUGAGGGAUCUCCUCAGACAGCUGCCUGCGGUAAUGUGGCCCCGCACCACACUGGCCGCGGCCUGGCCCCGAGCCCCGCUGCGGGCACCGGGCCCUGCUCACCCCGUCCGCCUCGGCGGCCAGGGUGACCGUCCCUGCUCCGGAGACACAGGGACCCUGGGCCACGGCCCCAGAGAGGAAGGCGGCUUGGGGACAUCCCUCCUGCCCGCCGGGGACUGGGCAGAUGGAACGUGUCCGUUCUGUGUCCCUCGCGGUCCUCUCGGUGCACCCCUGCCCGCCGCCCUGCUCGGCGCACGCCGGACCCCGCAGCCCUGAGGCGGCCGGAGGAGAGGGCGGCUCGCGUUCAGCCUUUGGGAGCGCAGCCAAGGGAACCGGCUACGCUUCCCGGAGCCGGGGGAAGUCCCGGCCGGCUCCUCGAGGUGGGAGGAGGCACCGCCCUGCCCGGGGAGGGGCGGCCGAGCCGCUUCCCGGCACUGACCGGGGGGGCCGGCGCGUCCCGGCGCGGAGAUCUGGCUGGCCCCGGCCGUGAGGGAGCUCCCGGCUGCCGCAGGCACCCCUCGGUACGGCGUUGCGGGAGGGCUGGAGCGACGCCUCGUACCGCAUCUCCGCCCUCCGGAAACCCGCCAGCAUCAUCGCAUACCGAUGAAUUUAAGGCGCUUCACGACCGUCUAGUCUCCUCUGAUUUCAGGAUGCCACUGCUUAGCUACAACAUAAAAGCUGUUGAUUUGACUUGAGCAAAAAUUACCUAGGACUUCAGGGAUUAUGUAAGCCAGCCUUUAGCUCUGAAAGAGAAAUAGUCCACCUGGAGAUAUUUAUUUCAAAUAUUCACUGACCCCUUACUUAAGGAAAUUUCAUUUCUCAAAGUCUUAUGCAGGAAAAGGUGGAUGAAUGAUGAAUCACUGCAUGAUUCUGGCACUACUGCUCCCCCUGAGGAUGUGCUACAUGACAUACUCACAGCAAGAAUCUGAUGUGUUUCCCGUAACAUACCUUAACGUUUCCAAGGAUUUGGAUCUUCAGCGGCUGCUGGUGCAAUGGGAUGUUGUCAAAUCAGCGCAUGAUGCUGAACUGGCAAUAUCUUUUGAGAUACAAGUCCGUCGAAGUGAUGAAGCUGCUACUGUGUGGACAAAGUUUCAUAAUGUCACACUUGAUAAACUGAGAAAGCCUCUUCAUUGGACAUGGCAUUCGGACAUACCUUUGGAAUGUAUGUCACAUGCUGUGAGAAUCAGGAGCAAGGCAGAAGCAUCAAAAAUCUGGAGUCAGUGGAGUUUGUGGGAGACUGUCCCAGGCCUGGACAUUUCAAAUAGAAGUGGGCCACAAAUCUUUCCAAAAGAAAAAAUUUUAGCAGAAGGCUCUGAUAUCACUCUGUGCUGCAUAGCAGGGAAAGGUCAUACCAUUAAGGAAUUCUCUGUAUACCCAGCUGCUGGUGUUUUCAAGCACAUAAACAGUCAAGUCAGACUUCUCACUGUGGAAAAUCUAUCACACGAAAAAGGGUCUAACAUUCAUGUCUACUGUUAUGAUGAAGAUGAGCAGUUACAUCAGGCAGCUUUCUUUGUGGGUAAACCCCCUGAUACACCUGAAGAUUUUUCCUGCCAAACUCAAGACAUGAAAAGAGUAACAUGUACUUGGAGAGAAGGAGAGACCUAUCUCUAUGGAGAGAAUUCACCACGAUACACCUUGUCUGAAACGUCAUCCCAGAACACAACUCUGUGCAAGGCAAGUUGUUCUCAGCAGUGCUCUUGCUCUUGGGAUAUAGGCCAGCAGUGGAUCUGGAAUGUCACAGUGACUGUGGAAAACCCACUGGGAAAGAAAACUGCCACAGAUGUUUUUGAUGUAAAUCACAGAAUGUAUCCCACUGCACCUUUCCAGGUUUUGGCAGAUUGCACAGAUACAGAAAUUACAUUACGUUGGAAUUAUAAAAACAAUGAAAUUGAACUCUUUUGUCAGACUGAAGUGCUCCAACCUGACGGCAAAGUAGAACUGCACAACAGCUCCGUGGCGGACGCAAAGCGCGUCACAGUGCGCGGGCUGCAGCCGUACACGGAGUACGCGGCCAGGGCGCGCUGCGCGGCGGCCAAGCACUUCUGGAGGUGGAGCGAGUGGAGCUCCACCCUGACCACCAGAACAAGGGAAGGAACUCCCUCAGGGAAACUGGACAUAUGGAGGGAAAUAACACCAGUCCUGGGGGGACGAAGUGUGACAUUGUUCUGGAAGCAAACACCAAGUUUUCAAGCAAAUGGAAAAAUUAUUUCAUAUGAAAUAACCUGGGAAAAAAUAGAAAACGGCUCCAAGCCUGAAAGCAUCUCAUUUUCUUCAGUCUACAAUAGCACAAGGAUUUUCAUUGAUAACCAUUCCUACAGAAUCAGUAUCGUGGCAAAGAACAGUGUUAAUUUUUCACUUCCUUCAGUAUUGAUCAUCUCUGGAGCUACAGAUAACAGCACCAAAGAGCUUAAGGAAGGACAGGUUAAUGGUACAGAUGAUGGCGUUUUUAUGUCCUGGGAGCCCAGAAGUAUAUUUGACAGUUACAUUAUUGAUUGGUGUAACUUUCCCAGGUUGCAGCCUUGUGAUUUUCAGUGGAAGAGAUUUGGACCCAACACUUCCAGUGCUGUGAUCAGCUCAGCUGCUUUUGUUCCGGGGGUGAGAUACAAAUUCUGCAUCUAUGGAUCUGUUGCUAAUAGAGCCCUCUUACUGGAAAAGAAGAUUGGUUAUCUCAGGGAGCUGCCUCCUAAUCUUGACCCCAUUGUGGGAAAAGUUGACCUGACUUACAGUUCAGUAACACUGUCUUGGGAUUCGUAUUUCACAAAUGAGUCAGAGCCUGGUUUUGUAAGAGGCUACCAUGUUUAUGUGUCACCUAUACAAGGGAACUGCAAUUUGGAAGGAUCAAAAAAGCACAUUCUUUCAGAUGGAUCAGAGCUAUGUAAAUACACAAUUAAAAACCCAGAAGAGAAGAGAUACACCGUGAAACACCUGAUGCCAAACACAAAAUACAAAAUAGUGGUUAAAGCAUUUACAGGUGGAGGAGAGACUCCCAUUUUUAACUUUGGAUACAUAGAUACACCAUCUAACUCAAACAUGCUGUACUUUGUAUUCCUGCUAGUGAUAAUUCCAACCCUAGUUGCAGCGCUAUGCCACUGGAAGAUGGAGUGGGUGAAGGAGUGCUGCUGUCCUGUAAUACCUAGUCCAAACAAGAGUAAAGCACUGUCAUUCAAAGAGUUUAAGAUUGAUUCUGAGAAAGUGCUGAAGAUAACUGACUGCCUUCCUGACAAGCUAGCCAUGGACAGUAAUGCUGAAGCUCAGAAAUUGCAUCCUGUUACCUGGAGCCCAUUACCUCCAACACCAACUGAAGAUAAGAUUGAUGGUCACAAUUCUUCCUGGAUUUACCCUAGUGAAAAUGUAGCAAGAGACUUUCCACCCACACCUGCACCUCAAACUCCUAUCUGUUUUGAGAACUUUGCUUAUUCUUCUCCACUUAGGGCUGAAUCUGAUCCCUACCAAAUACCGGAGACACUGGGAGCAGGCAAGACAAAUCAGGCAGUGGUGCAGUACCAGCCACAAUGCUAUUUAGAUGUUUUUCAUGAGGAUGCAGCCUCAACCACCAGAGAAAGAGCUGAAAGAAAGAGCAGUCUGAGAUACAUCUCACAAACAGAUGAGCACUGCCUGGGAGGGAGGCUUCUGUCCUUCAGUGAGUCCAUCCAGUGUUUGUCUACACACUGUAAAUGAGAAUUUCUAAAACCACAGCUUCUUUUGAUUAGGGCUCUCACAAGCCCAGCUGCCUGACUUCUAUUAAUACAGCAAAGCUGUUGUUUCUGGACUAGUUUUGAGUACUGAUUUACACAGGCAUUAUGUGUGUUAUGGUUCCAUUUCAACUUAAGGGCAUUAGAUGAGAUUUAUAGGCUGGUUUGUGGCCUGUAUUAUGCAGAAAGUUACAUCAGAGCAGUCUGUCACAGGCUGAUGCAGAGGACUGCUUUAUUUUGCAGAGAUUAAAACUUUAUUCCUGAAGCAGAGGAGUAAAUGAAAUAAGUGGGAAGGUUGUGCUGCUAGGAGUGUGUUUCUCUAGCAGUGUUCUCUCUGUGUACUGUGGCCACCCCAGCCGAUGUGUGCUGUGCUGCUGGGCAUGGAGCAUUACCCAGCCUGCUCCUUUUGGGGGCUGGGUUGUAUCUUCUCUCUCUCAAACAAUGUAAAGAGUCGUCAUAGAAGCAGUCCCUGCACACACUGUGGCUCAUUCCUACAAGAUUCAAAGGAACUUUGACUUCCCCAGGAGUGCUGCCCAGAGCACUCAAAUCCAGUGAUCAUCCUGAAUUUUCACCUGUGUCCGAACUGCACUUGAUGUGUGAAAGAGCACAGAAAACAGAUUCUUAUAGAGAAAACCCUGCUUCCAUUUCUUGUAACUGGGGCUCCUCACACUUCUGCCUUCUCAGCCUAAAAACCCUUUAAAAUAGUAACUAUACAUGGAAGAGAUGUAGGGAGUUAGGUGGAAAGGAGUUAAUUUUCCAGAGGUGGAACCACAUUGCAUGGUCUCUGCUUGUGCACAUGAGCUGAGCUUUUGGCAUUGUCCCUUGUAAUUUCCACAGCAAGCCCCAGCCAGCCGCUCAGACAGGCUGGUCAGAGGCACAAGUGUAUGAAUCCUGUUCGUGAGGAACAUCGUGUUCAAUGGCUGCAUACAUCUAGAUCUCCCAACACUAUUUUUGCAUGAGUUUAAAUAUAUAUAUAUAUAUAUAUAUAUAUAUAUAUAUAUAUAUAUAUAUAUAUAGUAACACUCAGAAUUCCCACAGUAGGCAGCAGUGAAUUUGGCCUUUCAUUUUGAUUUCAGGAAAUCAUACAUUUGUAGUGAAGCUGUACAGUUGGAGUUGUAGUUGAAAGUCUCAUCAGAUUUACCUCAGUGCACAAGGAACCCUUUGGGUUUGCCUCCUUAAGCUGUUUGGAAUCUGUCACAAAGAGAAGGUUUCAAGUUAAGAGCCCACCAUAAAUGACUCUCAAGAGGAAAAAAAUGAAGGGUGUCUGACAAUUUGAUGUUGAGCUAGUUUGCUAAAAUGCAGUUACUUGCUUUCCUUAUGUUUAAUUAGCUAAUCACACUCCUAGAAACCAAGCAGCUGGAGACAAAGUGAGUUCUGACACUGAACCACAUCUAGUUUUUAUACUGCUGCUUACAGAUAUUGUUGUAAUGUCACAAGCUGCGUUGCGACAGGAAAACUAGUAAGAUGCUGCACAGCCUGUGGGCUGACAGGCCCUGACUGCUAACAGGGAGGAGUCUUCAGCCAGAAAAAGGGGAGGUACAAAGGUAGAGAUAGGCAGAUGUGGCUGGAGGCGUUCAGUCCACACCAUGCCACGUGUGUGCUGUGCACAGGUGCAGGUGGCUCACAGACUUGAGAAGUAGAGAAGAGUUUGCACAGUGGCCCUUCCUUUCAGCCUCCAGCCAGCUGAAUAAGGAAGCACGGCUGGGCACAUUCUGCUGAAGGGCAAGAGAACAGUGAGGGUAAGACUGAUGUUGACAUACACAUCCCAGGGAAAACUUCCUUCCUUUAUCCUAGCCUCUUCUUUGAGUGACAAUGCAUGUGAAAGCUUGAUAACACAGUAUUUUUACAGCUUGGAACACUUGCUUCUCCAGAGUGCUUCAUCACAUUUUAUGUCCCUGUGUAGCUUAAAAGCUUUACUGCUGAAAAAAAGGCCGAUAAACAUAAGGCAGCUGCUUUGUCACAACCAGUACAAAACUGAGCUGUACAUUUCAGAAAAAGGUGUAUUUAUUCUAAAAUGUUGAAAAGGUAUCCUAAAUCAAGAGUUGUGUUCUAAGGAAUUCAUAGAUGUCAGUCAAAGAAAUCAGAGUAUAGCACAAAGCAUUUUAAAUUUUGACAUUUUGGCAGUUCCUCCUGCCAGCUGCAACCAGGCACAACUCCCUGCUUUGAAACAGCUGCUGCCACUGAGGCCUGGAUGCAGCAAUUCCACCCAGGAAGUGAAUGAAGGGGUUUGGGGGUUCAGCCAGUUUUGCCUUCCUGAUGAUGGGGUGAGACACAUGGAGGCUGAGUUCCCACUUCUCAGUCCCCUGGUCAUUCCUGGGGAGAUUCCUGCUCUGAUGAAAUUCCAUUAUCUGGAUGCAGUGACACACUUGUUUCAGACUGCUGGGUGAGGGAAGGAGAAGCCUGCUUCUCUUUCCCUACAAACCCUUCUGCUUCCUGGCUCUGAUGGGUAAUGCUCUGUGAAACCUCCUGUGCAUAAAAAGCACACAAAUGGAGCAUUCCAGGAAGGAUAAUGCCUCUAUGCCAGUGGAAGGCACUGUCUGGGAACCACAACUGAGAAGUAUUGUUAUUAGAGAAGUAUUUUGGCCUACGUGGAGAAGUGUGUAUAAUUUUUAUAUAUUAAAACAUCUGUCUUGCAUUAAUGGUUGAAUGAGUUCAAAACUGUUAUCCUCUUUUUUUUUUGUUCAUAAUGCAACUUCCACAGCUGUUGUUGAAAUGCUAAUAUUUAAACCAUCACAAAAUAGAAAAUCAUUCUCAGUAUGUUAAAUUUUUAAAAUAAAAAUGGUGUGUGUGUGAACUAUAAAA
Molecule: messenger RNA, 7364 nt
Organism: Prinia subflava (tawny-flanked prinia)
Lineage: Eukaryota; Metazoa; Chordata; Aves; Passeriformes; Cisticolidae
Product: oncostatin-M-specific receptor subunit beta-like
Exons: 20
Coding region: 1720-4548 (942 amino acids)
Biological process (GO): positive regulation of cell population proliferation; cytokine-mediated signaling pathway
Cellular component (GO): signaling receptor complex; external side of plasma membrane; membrane
Molecular function (GO): cytokine binding; ciliary neurotrophic factor receptor binding; oncostatin-M receptor activity
Source: RefSeq, a predicted model, not a curated record